CCGUUUCACUUUCAGUCGCUUUCGAAUUGUCCGCCAAAUUGGACGCUCCAAGUGCCCGUUGUUUUCGAUCCACCCACGGGAGCAGACUCAAAAACAACAAAAGUUGGGACAAACAACAAGCAGCGCAAAACAACAACUUUCGUCUGGAAAUUAUACGCUGUGACAUUCGCUUAAGCUCACCACACCGAAAAGAUCCUCGCAAAAAGUGCAGAAAAGUGAAGAAAAGUCGAGAGGAAAAACCAAAGCAAAUUCUUAAUUGUCGGGAGGAAGAUUGCAACUGCCACCUAAAUGGGGCAGAGCAGCAAAUCAGGAGCUGGCGGAGGCGGAGGAGGAGGCGUGGUCUGUCCUUCGACGGCGAUCAGUGGCUGUGCCUCCGGAACGGCCCUAAUUCAACUGGAUGCAUCUGGCCAAGGUGCCGGUGGCACCGGAGGGGAAUUGGAACAUGAACGUGGCACUUGGACGGGUCGCUUUGACUUUCUGCUCUCGCUGCUGGGAUAUUCAGUGGGCCUGGGAAAUGUGUGGCGCUUUCCCUACCUGUGCUACAAUAACGGAGGAGGUGCCUUUCUCAUCCCCUUCACCAUAAUGCUGGUGAUUGCCGGACUCCCGCUGAUGUUUAUGGAACUAUCCUUCGGCCAAUAUGCCGCCCUGGGUCCGGUGGCCGUUUAUCGCAGGUUCUGCCCACUCUUCCGGGGAUUGGGCACUGGCAUGAUCCUGGUGUCCGCCAUAGUUAUGCUCUACUACAACCUCAUCAUCGCCUGGACCAUCUUUUACAUGUUCGCCUCCUUCGCUCCGGUGCUUCCGUGGCAGAAUUGCGAACCCGCUUGGAGCACUAAGUAUUGCUUCUCGUAUGCCCAGGCGGAUCAGUGCGAGGCCACCAAUGGCACCUACUACCUGCGCACCUGCCACAAUGCCACCUCCGCGGCGGAGAACAACAUCACCGCCCUGGCCCUCGUCGCUCUCAAGCGCCCGCCCGCCGAGGAGUACUUCAACAACUUUGUGCUGGGCCUGUCCAAGGGCAUCGAGGAGACGGGCAGCAUUAAGCUGUCACUGGCCGCCUGCCUCUUCCUGGCCUGGGCGAUUGUGUUCCUCUGCCUGUGCAAGGGGGUCCAGUCCUCCGGCAAGGUGGUCUACUUCACGGCCCUGUUCCCCUACGUCGUCCUGGUGAUACUCUUCGUCCGGGGUGUCACCCUGCCCGGUGCCAGCACGGGCAUUAUCUUCUAUCUGACGCCCGACUGGAAGCAGCUGGCCAAUGCCCAGGUUUGGGGCGAUGCUGCGGUCCAGAUAUUCUUCGCACUGAGCCCGGCCUGGGGUGGUUUAAUCACGCUCUCGUCCUACAACAAGUUCUCCAACAAUUGCUACAAGGACUCACUGAUCGUGGCCUUCUGCAACAUAGCCACCUCGUUCUUUGCCGGCCUGGUGAUCUUCUCCAUCAUUGGCUUCCUGGCCCACGAACUGAACGUGGAUGUGGAGAAGGUGGUGGAUCAGGGUGCAGGACUGGCCUUCAUCGUCUACCCGGAGGUUGUGACCCGCCUGCCCGUUUCGCCCGUGUGGGCCGUUCUGUUCUUCGUGAUGCUCUUGACCUUGGGACUGGACUCUCAGUUUGCUCUGAUGGAGACCGUCACCACGGCGAUUCUGGAUAGGUUUCCCAACCUGAGGCAAUACAAGAUCUGGGUGGUCCUCUCGGUGGCCAUUUUUGGCUACAUUGGCGGCCUGGGAUUCACCACAAAUAGCGGCAUGUACUGGCUGCAACUGAUGGACAAGUAUGCCGCCAACUGGUCGGUUCUGCUGAUUGCCAUUUCGGAGUGCAUUCUGAUUGCCUGGAUCUACGGCUCUCAGCGGUUCCUCAAUGACAUCCAAGGCAUGAUUGGCAAGCGUUCCUGGUUCUGGAACUUUUUCUGGGGCAUCAUGUGGCGUUAUAUCACCCCAGCCACUCUUCUAUUCAUUUUGUUCUUCAACUGGGUGGAAUACAAGCCGGCCAAGUAUGGACACUAUGUGUACCCCAUGUGGGCGGAUGCCGUGGGCUGGAUCGUUGGCCUGCUGCCCGUCCUGGUCAUCUUCCUGGUGGCCUUUCAGGAGAUCUGGCGGGCGCCCAAGAACCUCAACUUCGCGGAGCGCAUCAAGCACCUGCUGCAGCCCACCGCCGAGUGGGGACCAGCGGGCAGACCCUGUGUCAAUCUGCACGCCGAGCGCUACCAGAGCCAGAACUACGACGGAGUAACCAACACACAGAUCCUCAUCGAUGACGAUCCCUCGCCCAAACAGAAGUCGAACAAGAAGGAGAACCAAUUGUCGCUCGAUGUGGAAGUGGAUGUCGAGUGCCUGCCACUUGCCACCGUUGGCAAGCGGCCAGGACCCGGCAAAACAAUGGGCAAACAGAGCAGCAGCAGCAGCAGCAAUCUACAGACAACUGCCAAGAAUGGCACUCACAAGUCGCCAACCGAAGUCAGUCCCAGCAAGCAGCCACUUAUUCCGGCUGAAAAGGAAAGUAAAUCGGCCACCACAAAAGUCCUGGCUGCUGGAACGCUGAGCAGUGGACGCGAGUGCACCACAAUGUCCACUUUUGCGGGUGGCGGGGAAAAGAAUCCCACGAAAGUCAAUUCGACGGCAGUAGCACCCACUGCUGCAGCUACAAUGGCAACCAGCAACACAACGACAUCUGCGGCUGCCACUAAAACAACGCCGCCAGUUAGUAUUGCUCCUACAACAGCAACAGUUGCUGUGGGCAAAGCGAAUGUUGCCGCUCCAGUGAAAUUGGAUAAAAUGGCUCCAGCCAAAACGACAAUAUCAGCAAAUGUUGCUGCUGCGGUGGGUGCCAGUGCCAUCAAAACAUCAACGCCAGCAAGUGUUGCAACUACAACUUUGGUCAGUAUCUCGACAGGAGCAGCAAAUGCUGCUGGUGCCAAUGGCAAAUCAACAGUUGCUGCUGGCAAAACGACGUCAGCUGCACUUAAUGCUAAUUUUGCAGCUUCAGUUCAAGUAAUGCAAUCGGAUAAAAUGGCAGCUAGUGUUCCAACUACAACUUUGGUGGCGACAGGAGCAACAGUUGCUGCUGGGGCCAAUGGAAAAGCAGCAAUUGCUGCGGGAACGACAAAUCUUGCUAAUGCUGCAGAGCCAGUUAAAGUAUUGCAAUUGGAUAAAACGGCUCCACUUAAAACGACAAUAUCAUCAGCUGUUGGCGUUACAGCUGCAGCCAAAGACACGAUAGUCGGCAAUGUUGCCGCUGUAAACACAACGCAAGCAGUAAAACUCACGCCAGCAGCAACUGUUGCUGCUGCGAUGCCGGCCAAGUCCACAGCAUCGGUGUCGAGAGCAAAUAUUGACUCUGGCAGCAAGCCAACGGCUCCUCUAUCCACUUUUAAGUCGGAAGGCAAGCCGGCAACAUCAGCAAAAGUUAAUACAAGUGUGACAAACGGCAAAGUCAACCCAAGUGCCGGAGACUCGGCAACGGCUAUAAAUAUCACAGCAAUUGCACAGCCAGCUGUUAACCAAAAGCAGACAACGGCAGCAACAUCAAAGCCGCAAGCAACGCCUUCGAAAACUGCCACGAAUACAAAGCCGAUGGCGACUUCAGCUGGAAGUGGAAAGGUGGUCGCAUCGGACGACAUGUCCAGCAACAGGACAGCAAGUAAUCCAACGGCAGUUAAGGGCCCGGCGAGCAGCAAUAUGUCGGCAAAGUCGGCGAAAGCUGGCAAAACAAAACAGAACGAAACUAGCCCUACAAAGUCAACAGUGAAUCCCAUAAAAUCCGGCUCAACCAGCCCCACAAAAGCUGCAACAUCUGCAGCUGGUGCACUGAAAUCAGGAGCAACUGCAGCCAAGACAGCAGCAACAUCCGCUGCAGACAGCGGCAAGAAGCCGGCUGCAUCGACAGCAGCCACAUCUGGCAGCCAGGCCAAAACGAAAGGCAAUUCAUCAGCAGCAACUAAGAAGAAAUAAGAGCUAAACCCUCGAGCAUCACAGGUAGGAUCUAUUUGGGUCAAGGCAAAACGGUUGAACGCAUAGUUCCCAAUAUCGAAAACUAUUUUUAUAAGUAUAUAUAUAUAUAAAUAUAAAUGUGUAUGUGUGUAUCUAACGAGCUAAGCAACCCACUUAAACCGUAAAUGUAAAGAGUUUAAUUAGGCAAUUAUGUAAACGGACACAAAGUAAAAUCAAAUAUUUUAUAGACAUUUAAUUUGGAUUGGCCGGAAGUGAGAGAGAGAGAGAGAGAGGCAGAACGAACCUUCAUGUUUCCUAUGCGAAAGUACCUAUUUAUCAGUCAUCACUGUGGGAUAGCUGUUCCUUAGUACCUAAUUUCCGAUUGAUGAUGACUGCAGGACGGUGGCGAUGGCGGAAAGACUCGAUUGUAAUAACCGAACAAGUUAACGUAGGAUUUAGGUCAGGAUUGUUGUUGUAUGUUUCGUUUCGUGUGUGUAUAUCCCCUUGGAUGCCCAGCCGUUGGGCGCCAAGUAAUUCGAGAGCAAUGUUAAAAGUGCAAUGGAAACCGUUGAGUUUUAAAAAUAUAUAAAUUUAUAUACAAAUAUACAAAGGUUACAACUAAUCAAUUUAUACAAAUGAGAAAUCAUUUGAUUGGUUUUUUUUACUGCAAAUAUUCUUAAGACUACUUUGGAGGGACAGAAAAUAAUGGAAGGCGGAGGUGUUAUUCCGUUUAUAAGUGCGAACAUUUGUUUAUAGAUCUGUAUACAUCACCCGGAAAAAAAGAAAACCUUAAUCUGUAAUUGUAAAGUGUAUGUGCUCACUGUACUAUAUGUUUUCUGUGCUAACGAGAGACUCAUGUACCUAAAUGUUAAUCAAGUUGCAUCAAAUCCCUAUUUGUGUGCAUUUGUAUAGUUAAGACAAAAUAUUUAGAAAUGUUUUAUGUGUAUGGAGUAGAUGGAAACUAAGCCAAAUAAGUUAAAAAUGCUCACGAGAAAACAAGAAAAAAAAAAAACAAAAAUUACAAGUACAUUUCUAGAAUUUAUAUAACCAUUGUUGUGUAUUCAUGUUGAGAAUAAAUUAUAUAAAUAUAUUGAAAUAUACAAAAAUAGAAAAAAUAUAAUAUUCGUAGAUAUUUAUAUGUGUUUGUACCUGUAGUUAGUUGGAAGAAUUAAUAUACCACUCAUUCAGAAAUGAUUUUGCUUUUCACUUAAUUUUGAUAUUACAUUAUGGCAAAUUGGAAACCACAACUUUUAAUUCAACCCCUGAAAAUGUGUGAUAAAUAAUUUGCUCCGGCUUAAAGUAAUUUUCAAUUUGUGUCAAACAUACUUUAGGCGUAAGAGGAAAAUUGAAAACAGGAAUAUAUAUUAAUAUGCGAAUUGAAAUUGUUGUAAUUUGAGUUUGUUGUUGUUGAUUGUUUAGCGCAGUAGCUGUGACACAAGCCUACAUACAUACAUAUGUACCUAGAACCUAGAACCUUAAAUCAGACAUAUAACGAUAUCUAUGUAUAUGGAAUAAUGAAUGAAAUAGGCCAUCGAUGUUGCAUGUUUGUUAGUUGAACUGGAUGUGUACCUGUAAAAUGAAAAUUGCAACGUAAUCUAGGCGGAAUUAUCAAAUAAAUUAAGAUAAGGAAAUAUGUAAUGGCUGUUCGGAAAGAUAAAAAUAAUAACGUAAGCAUUUCCACAUAAAUGUUAAUGUAAUGCCGCAAUUUGCUCAAAGCUAACUUAAGUCAAAACUUAAGCUGUCAAUUCCGACAAAAUAUAACAUGUUACUCAAUUGGCGUAUAAAAUAGUGAAGUAAGAAGAGUUUACUUUAAACAUUGAACAGAGGAGCUUCAAAUUUUAUAUGAAAUUUUGGGACGCCAACGGAACAGAUCAAAAGGUUUAAAUCAAACUCGAAAACUCUAGGCAAAGUUAUUAAAUAAUUGCAAUUCAUAUCCCAGUAAACCGACAACCAAAAUAUUCUUGAAUUAAAACCCAUCAACCGGAAAACCCACCAGCUCAAUGUAAACAUUUAUAAUAUGCAUGAUCAACAAUAAGAAAAGAUAAGAUAUAUAAAACAAGUCAAAUGUAUUUAAGCAGAAAAUCUAUUCGAUGUAUGCAUUUUAAGAGAAUAAACAUUUAAGAGUAGAUAACUGAACUAACAACUAAAUAAAAGCAAAGAGCACGUUUAGUAAAUUUCUAAUCCGUUACCACAAAUCCUUCGUUAAAUUUCUGUUACUUCAUUUCAAUAAAUCAAAAGUUAUUUGCAGGGUUAUGUAAUCAAAAAAGUUACUUUUAGACGGAAUUGAACGGCUACACAGCAAUUUAUUGGAGAAAUGCAAAAUCAAAAAAUCUCAGCUCCUUUCCUUUAAAGAAAACCAAAUUGAAAAGCUCAAACCGGGGGCUAACUAUAAAAAUAUCUUACUUAAAUAGUUGUGUAACAUUUUUGCUGUUCUGGUAAUCAAAGGUAUAUGUUAUAUCAAAUUAAAUGUGUAAGCAAAUAUUACACAUAUUCCACAGAUGCCAAUAACUAAACGAUUAAUCAUAAAUAAUUAUGUUAAAAAUGUAACAUUAAGCGAAGAAAAACAAUAUUCAUGAAUAAAUAUUUAUGGGUUUUAACAAAAAAAAAAAACAAGUUAUUGUUGAUUGUUUU
This is a messenger RNA of Drosophila gunungcola (fruit fly), 6546 nucleotides long. RefSeq lists its product as uncharacterized. Bases 289 to 3936 code for a protein of 1215 amino acids. The transcript has 9 exons. Gene Ontology annotation, cellular component: membrane. Lineage: Eukaryota; Metazoa; Arthropoda; Insecta; Diptera; Drosophilidae. Gene Ontology annotation, biological process: sodium ion transmembrane transport. The record is from RefSeq and is a predicted model, not a curated record.